Molecule: messenger RNA, 2038 nt
Organism: Nothobranchius furzeri (turquoise killifish)
Lineage: Eukaryota; Metazoa; Chordata; Actinopteri; Cyprinodontiformes; Nothobranchiidae
Product: integral membrane protein 2A
Biological process (GO): negative regulation of amyloid precursor protein biosynthetic process
Cellular component (GO): extracellular exosome; plasma membrane; Golgi apparatus
Molecular function (GO): amyloid-beta binding
Source: RefSeq, a predicted model, not a curated record
ACUGCGUCACACGGCUAAGCAGCGGAGGAGAGAAAGCUUGAGCAGCCCGUCUCCGACUACUCCCUCUCUGUGUGUGUGUGUGUGUGCUGCUUCGCACUCACCAGCUGACGCAUCCGGACCACCAUGGUGAAGAUAGCGUUCAACGCGGCUCUGGCGCAGAAGGCGCAGGGCAAAGAGGUGCCGGCUGCGGCCGUGAAGGAUCCUGAGCUGGCUUCUGCUCCUGCAGGCACCGAGGGCUCCACAGGUCGCUGCCUGCUCACCCUGCUCGGCAUUGCCUUCAUCCUCAGUGGGCUCAUCGUGGGGGGAGCGUGUCUUUAUCGAUAUUUCACCCCAAAGAGGCUGUAUCAUGGUGCAAUGCAGUUCAGCGACAUGUCCACUGGAGCGGAGAGCCAGCCGUACUACCUGCCGCAGGUGGAGGAGGAGGUGGAGAUCUCUGACAGCAUGGCUGUCAUCAGUGUCCCUCCCCCCCGCUUCAGGCCUGGAGACCCUGCUUACAUCCUCCAUGACUUCCACAGAAAGCUGACUGCUUAUCUGGACCUGACUCUGAGGACCUGCUUUGUGAUUCCUCUGAACACCUCAGUGGUGCUCCCCCCUCAGGACCUCAUUGACCUCUUCUCACAGCUGAUGUCGGACUCAUACCGCAGCUUCCUGGUGCGCGAGGACCUUGUUGUGACCGAGCGCAUUAGUGAUUUGAAGCCCCUGGGUUCCUAUAUCCGCCGUCUGUGUGUAGGAAAGGACACCUACAGAAUGGAACGCCGUGCCAACCUGCCAGGCGGAAACAUCCAGAAGCGCUCUGCUGAUGACUGCUUCACCAUCCAUCACUUUGAGAACAAGUUUGUGACAGAGACCCGCAUCUGCAAGGCCUGAUGGGAAAGCACGAAUGUAGGUCUGAGAGAAUCCUCAUGGGGCGGACUGAUGGAGAUGGAGGAAGUCAGUGGACGAGGGUGAAUGAUGCGGGCAGCGACUUUAAGCACAAAGUUACUUUUGUACAAAAAUCUAAAUUUUGCCUCCCUUGCGUUUUAGCUCGUGUUUAGUGAACUUAAAUUUGAGUCUUGAAACCUUUUGCUUCUUUAUUCCCUCAGCCUAUAAAGGCAGUAGUUCUCUUGCACAAGUAUUUACAGACUAGUCUUGUAGUGUUGAACUAAAGCACACUAGGUUUCAUUUGUUACAUUGAAUGCUGUUUUGUUGCCAUAGCUUCCUGCAGACCGAUCUUAUUGAUGUUAUUGUAUUACAGCAGUCCACCACAUACAAACCAGAUCUGUUAAGUGAUUUUAUUAAAUAUUAUCGUCAGACUAAGAAGGCUUUUGUGUCAGCCUACCGUCACCUCUGUUAUAGAGCAGCUACUGUAUACUUUGUUGUUUAGUGUUAAAGUUGAAGUAAGCAUUAAAUCGUCUGCCGCCAUUGAGUUUUUAUGGAUGACAAGACAAACGGGAGCGGCGGCGUCUGUCACCACUUUUGUAGAUAUUUGGUAGAGCGCCCCGCUGCUCUUAGAAGCCUCCUUGUGAUUAAAACCACUUCAGCACCCUUCGGCGUGUGAUCAGUUUCUGUGUCCGAGCUAGAGACUAGUCGAGGAUGAGUUGGGGUGGGGGGUGGGGUGGGGGGAUUCAUGUGAAAUUGCACAAAUAUUGAUCUGAAAACAUGAUUGUCUGGUUUUGAUAAGCAUGUCUACAUCUCAUGGGUUAACCUUCACAUCAGAAGGUGCAAUAAAUAUUCUGUGAGGUUUGAGAAUAGUGUUGACUUUUGCACAAGGACAUUUUCCCUGUUUAGAUUUGUUAAAGUGAAACUGAUGUUCUUUAGACUCGUUUCUUAACGGAAAACAAGUUUUAAUAUUUACAAAAGUAGCUUUUAGACUAAAAUUCUUUUAGUUGUGUCUAUGAUGUGAACACGGGGAGACAAUCAGCAGGAAGUAUGUCAAGAGGGUUUCAAACGACUUUUUAAUCUAAAACAACUGGAUUAGAGAGAAGUGAUGUUGGGUGCAACUACUGAAUUAACAUUUGAUUUGUUGUGGAAUAAAGUUACUUUUGUUUACCUACUAAAA